Molecule: messenger RNA, 2018 nt
Organism: Rhopilema esculentum
Lineage: Eukaryota; Metazoa; Cnidaria; Scyphozoa; Rhizostomeae; Rhizostomatidae
Product: monocarboxylate transporter 13
Biological process (GO): transmembrane transport
Molecular function (GO): transmembrane transporter activity
Source: RefSeq, a predicted model, not a curated record
GCUCAAAGUCCAAAUGUAGGAGAACAAUGCGUACAGUGGCGAGUCCUGGACCUGAUGAACAGGGGAAACUCAUAACAGCAAAAAACAUUUGAUGUCCCGAAGAGCGAGGCCGGCCGGUUAAAUACAACCAUCGAAAAAGCGUUGAAGAGAAGUGGACAGGCAAAUAUGGAGGAGGAAUAUGACGGAAAUGAAUGCAAAAAAAGCCGAUGUUAUGCCUGGUUCAUAUGCGGUGUGAGUUUCACUGUACAGUUCAUGGCGAUGAGCUUUUUUGGAUCUUUUGGUCCGCUGUAUGUUGAGUUGCUACGGGUGUUUAAAGAGGGAGAUGCCAAAACAGCUUGGGUAGCGUCAAUUUCAUUUUCAAUAUGUUUUCUGGUAUCACCGAUCACCUAUCGGAUAGAUGAGCGAAUUGGACAACGUAAGACAAUGAUGAUUGGCUCUGUUCUGUUCGGACUUGGCUUAUUCUUAUCCUCGUUUGCAAAUAGCCUCAGCCUCCUCUUCGUUACCAUUGGUGUUCUGGUAGCAAUUGGCCACAGCUUUUGCCAAGCUGCGUCAAUGUUCGUUUUGCCGCAUUUUUUUGGAAAUAAUUACGCGAUGCCCUUGGGAAUUGCGUUGAGUGGCGCAAGUACUGGCGCACUAGCUUUAUCGAGCUUGAAGGAACUCAUAUUCAGGAAGUUUGCUUUCAAGAUGGGUAUGCAGAUAUUAUCCGGGACCGCACUCAUACUGCUCCUCUGCGGAAUUACCUUCAAGCCUCCAAAGGCCAAGACGCUCAAAUCAGAGAAUAGCAGAAGACGGGAUAGUAUUGAUGAAAGAUAUCCACCACUGCAGAAGAAUAAGGCCUUCCAACUGCUGUUAUUAGCAUCUUUUGUAUACCAUUCGGUAUAUCUGGUCACAUACGUCCACCUGACACGGCUUGCAGGAGACCUUGGUAUAUCUGAUACCAAAGCAGCAUUAUUGCCCGGGUUUGUAGCAAUCAUGGAAUCUGUUGGAAAGGUUUGCGCGGGAAAGUUUAUCAGCCUCUUUGACUCUAAAUGCUUAACGCUUUACCAAUCUUCCUGGCUUGGUAUGGCAAUAAGCACGUUUUUGUGUCCACUGGCAACAGGCUUUACCGGUCUAGCGUUGUAUGCUGUUGGGUGGGGUUUCUGCGUUGGUGCGGCGGCAGGGUCUUGUGUCCCUGUCAUUCGGUAUCUGGUCGGGAACAGAAAUGUUAUCAGAGCAUAUAGCAUAUUUCUAAUGUGCUUCUCGCCAGCUGUAUUAGCAGGACCACCUCUAGCGGGAUGGCUUCGUGAGAAGACACACUCUUAUGAUGUUGCACUGUAUGUAACAGGAACAAACUUUGCAGUUGCAAGUGCCAUGAUAUUUCUAGUGAAACUGUUUGACCGAAUGCAAAGGAAGACCUACUUUGAUCAACCCAACCCAUUCAAUGUUGGAGAAGAUGAUGCUGAGAGUUGUGAAGAGAAAGAUCCAAGCGAUGCAGAUAAGAAAUCGAUUGUUAAUACUGAGAUAGAUUUUAAUCUUAUUCACCAAGACACCAAGAAAGAAAAGAACGACAGACAUGAAGAUCUUAUUGAAGAAUUUCACUGCAAUUUGGAGAGAAGCCAAGGUAAAAAGCUUUUACCAGCAAAGGAAACUGACUUGUAGGUUAUUCGUAAAACUUGUUGAUAAAUAGGGCUUUGUAUACUAGGAAUUUUUAUAAAAGAUUGUUAAUUUGUGUCUCAAAAGUAGCUAUUGAUACUUUGGCAAAAAAUUUAAAAAUGUGUUGGUAGAAAAAUUCAUUUGUAUAGGUAACAUAUUUUCUUCUUUUUGUUGUUGUAAAUUUUGUUUCGUAUGUAUAUUUUGUAAAUUAAUUGUUUAGUCAGUGUGUGACUAGGACGCUUGUUAAUUUUGAGGAUGUCUCUAAAAAACAGAUAGAUUUAACAACAAACUAUGAAUAUAAAUAGAAAGCGAGAUUGGUAGAUUGAAUAGAUGGAUUUCAUAACGUUGUAGCUAUGUUAAAUCCAAAGUAUAUUUUGCUAUAAAAA